Messenger RNA from Penicillium alfredii, 2418 nucleotides. RefSeq names its product lysophospholipid acyltransferase family protein. Lineage: Eukaryota; Fungi; Ascomycota; Eurotiomycetes; Eurotiales; Aspergillaceae. The transcript is spliced from 7 exons. Gene Ontology annotation, cellular component: mitochondrial membrane. Bases 1 to 2418 code for a protein of 805 amino acids. The record is from RefSeq and is a predicted model, not a curated record.
AUGUCCGACGACCGCUCCGCUCCAGACUUGGAAAUCGUUGGGAAACAGCUCACGAUCCAUCCGUCGGGCUUUACGGGCGGUCCCGAAUCUCAAGAUGGUCCGAUCACCGAACGCAAUCUCGUGCGCCACAUGGCGCGGUUUCGCGAGAAUCCUCUCGAGUUCCUUCGCGAAGUGAGCCUACACAUGUCCGGCACUGGCUGGCGUGCAUACGACGAUGUAAUUGGCCAGCCAGUCUUCUAUUCGGGCUUUUCCGAGAGAAUGAAGUCCUUGAUUUUAUCAAGCCCUUUGCUGCAGAGCAAAGUCGGAGAGCUGGCCAGUUCGCGGCUCGGGGUCGAGGAAAAGGAUGGGCUCCUGGCAUUGAAAGAAGGCCACUCAUUGGACGAGAAGCGUUCUCGAAGGAGGAAUGAACUUGAAAGCAGCCUCCGAGAGGUGGUCGAUACAAUGAUGGACAAUAUGAUCUGCAAGAUGGAAAGCAAGACGUUCAUUCGGGGCGCGUACUACAUGUGCACGCAGCUCCUGACCCGCGCCUACCAUCAAGGUGUUCAUGUGUCUAGCGAAGAAGUUUUGCGUCUUCGAUCCGUCGCCGCAGAAGCUGCCAAGAAGAAGCAGUCUAUUGUGUUUUUGCCUUGUCACAAAUCUCAUGUCGAUUAUGUGUCCUUGCAAAUUAUUUGUUAUCGCUUGGGAAUUGGUCUUCCUGUGGUUGUCGCUGGAGAUAACUUGAAUAUUCCAUUGCUGGGGCCCUUUCUGCAACAUGCAGGUGCCAUGUGGAUUCGACGUAGUUUCGGUAACGACCCGCUGUACAACACUGUCGUGCAGGCCUAUAUCGACACCCUUCUCCAGCAGGGAUUCAACUUUGAGUGUUUCAUCGAGGGUGGUCGGUCGCGCACCGGAAAGCUUCUAUCACCGAAGUUCGGCAUCCUAAGUUUUAUCUUGGACAGUCUGCUGUCAGGUCGGGUUGAAGAUACCAUUAUCUGCCCCGUCAGCACGCAGUACGACAAGGUCAUUGAGACAGAGUCCUAUAUCAGCGAACUGCUUGGGCAGCCUAAACAGAAAGAAAGCUUGACUGACCUUCUCUCCUCGUCCUCGGUCUUGUCCCUGCAACUAGGCCGGGUUGACGUUCGCUUCCAUGAACCAUGGAGCCUCCGGGAAUUUGUUAACCAGCAACUUACCCGGUUAGACCACCCUAGCGUUAAUGUCCACAAGCAACUCAGCUACACUGAACGCGGCCGAAUUCUUCGAACUCUGGGAUACCGGGUGUUGUCCGAAAUCAACGACGUGUCUGUGAUGAUGCCAACCGCUCUCGUGGGGACCGUGCUUUUGACACUACGUGGACGCGGUGUUGGAAAGGGCGAGCUCACGCGGCGAUUGAACUGGCUUUGUGAGCGCGUCAUAGCAAAAGGUGGUCGGGUCGCGCACUUUUAUCGCUCACCCACCGAAUCGGUGGUGGAUCGUGCCCUUGACGUUCUUGGCCCUAAACUUGUGGGCGUCAUCUCAGGAUUGGUCGAGCCAACCUAUUUUGCGGUCGAUCGCUUCCAGCUCUCGUUCUACCGUAACAUGUUGAUUCAUCUCUUCAUUACGGAGGCAUUGGUAUCUGUUGCCAUGUAUACGAAGAUUAAGCAAGGUGGUGGCCCUGCCAAUCAACGCAUUACAUACGAGGCCCUAAAGAACCAGGUUUCCUUCCUUUCACAGCUUUUCCGAGGCGAAUUUAUCUUUCCACCAGAGGGUUUGGCUACCAAUCUAGACAAUACUUUGCGUAGUUUGGAGAAGGACGAUGUGAUUAAGGUCGCCCGCGACGAUUCGAGCACCCCAAUCUUUGUUGAGCUGAGCGAGUCGGAGCGGCUCUGUGGUCGUGAAAACUACGACUUCUACUGUUUCUUGAUUUGGCCGUUCAUCGAGGCCUCAUGGUUAGGGGCUGUGUCUCUCCUCGGGCUCACACCGCCCCUUAACGGUCCCAAGGAUGUUUGGAUUGAUAUGAAGAAAGCCCAGGACAGUGCACAGUUAUUGGGCAAAACGCUAUACCACCAAGGAGAUCUUUCCUACUUCGAAGCUGUCAACAAAGAGACUCUUAGGAACUCUUACCAGCGGUUUGAAGAAGAAGGCAUUAUACUUGUCGCGAAGAGCAGAGAGUCACGGGCUGGGCCGUCUCUCCGACUUGCUCCUGAAUGGACACCUCAGCGUCAUCAUACGACAGGCAUGGUGUUGGAUAGUGGACGACUGUGGGACUUCACCGAACUGAUUGCGCAGUCCCGCCGUGAGGGCAAAAACCGUCGAGACGGCGCCACUGUUUCCUCGCGUGUUCUUACAAUGUCUGACGCUGUGGGACGACAACUGUUCUUUAACGCUGCAGUUCCAGCACCCGGCGAUGUCUCCUCGCGGCAAAUGCGCCGGAAGGAAAUUGGGACGGACUCUAAGCUUUAG